This is a messenger RNA of Cuscuta campestris, 2693 nucleotides long. The record is from the annotation of a GenBank genome assembly. NCBI's taxonomy places the organism in Eukaryota, Viridiplantae, Streptophyta, Magnoliopsida, Solanales, Convolvulaceae.
UUGUUCUCUUUGUUCUUUGGUUCUCUGUCCCGUACGUAGCCAACCAAAAGGAAUUAUUAAACAAAACAAUUAACAUUAUGUCUUCUUCUUCUUCUUUCUCUUCCCCUCUCCGCCAUUAUUGUUGUUCUUCCUCGCCUCGUAGCCCUCUUCCAAAGCUUUACCUCAUCAAUGGUGAUCAGCAGGGCUUCACCCCUCGUCUGCAGCAGCAUUGUAAGGCUAUAAGGAAACCUCGUACACAAGAGGUCGUAGUGUUGCAAAAUGGUUUGACUGCCGGUGGCGGCGGCCGCGGCCGGCUCGAGGUGGACGAGCUGCCGCGGCUGCAGGAGGAAGAUCAUGGAAGCUUUCUUGAAAAUCAUACUCAUCAUCAUGAGGCAGCAAUGAAGGAGAUAAAGGGGAGGGUGGAAGUUGUGCGGUCGAAGCUGAGAACGAUGGGGGACGGAGAGAUCACGGUGUCAGCUUACGACACCGCUUGGGUGGCGCUGGUGAAGGACGACGUGGUAGCGGGCGGGAGAGGCGACAGACCGCAGUUCCCCUCGGCACUGGAGUGGAUCGCCGGAAACCAACUCGCCGACGGGUCGUGGGGCGACGGGGACAUCUUCCUGGCUCACGACCGCGUGCUCAACACCUUGGCCUGUGUCAUCGCCUUGAAAUCUUGGAACGUCUGUCCCCUUCAUGUCCAGAAAGGAAUGAUGUUCUUGAGAGAGAAUAUGAGAAAGGUGGAGGAAGAAGAUGGGGAGCACAUGCCAAUAGGGUUCGAAGUGGCGUUUCCAUCCCUCAUGGCCAUGGCUAAAAAGCUCGGCAUUCACCUCCCCCAUCAUGACCAUGACCAUGAUCAUCAUCAUGAUUCUCGUCCCCUCUUCCAGAACAUCUAUGCCCACAGAAAGCUCAAGCUCACCAAGAUACCAAAGGAGGUGAUGCAUCAAGUGCCGACAACGUUGCUCCACAGCUUGGAAGGAAUGGAAGGAGUAGUCGAAAUUGAUUUGGAUUGGGAAAAGCUCCUCCCCCUCCAGUGCCAUGAUGGCUCUUUCCUCUUCUCUCCCGCUUCUACCGCUUUUGCCCUCAUCCACACCAAAGACCCCAACUGCCUCCGUUAUCUCUCUAACGCCGUCCGCCAAUUCCACGGUGGAGUUCCUAAUGUGUACCCGGUGGACUUAUUUGAGCGAAUAUGGGUCGUUGACCGACUCCAAAGGCUUGGAAUCUCUCGUUUUUUCAAACCCGAAAUUGCAGAUUGUAUUGCCUACGUCCAGAGAUACUGGAGUGAUGAGCGGGGUAUAUGUUGGGCAAGAAAUACAAGAGUUGAAGACAUUGACGACACUGCCAUGGCCUUCCGGCUUUUAAGGUUGCAUGGCUACCCUGUCUCUCCAGAGGUUUUCAAGAACUUCAAAAAGGGGAGAGAGUUCGUGUGCUUUGCGGGGCAGACGAACCAGGCGGUGACCGGAAUGUACAACCUCUACCGGGCUUCUCAGGUAAGGUUUCCCGGCGAGGAGAUACUGGAGGACGCCAUGGAAUUUUCCUCCCUUUUCCUCCAACAUAAACGGGCCUCCAAUCAGCUCUUGGAUAAAUGGAUCAUUACCAAAGAUCUACCCGGCGAGGUGGGAUAUGCACUAGACUUGCCAUGGUACGCAAGCCUGCCUCGCCUUGAAACAAGGUUCUUCCUCGAGCAGUACGGCGGGGAAGAAGAUGUUUGGAUUGGCAAGACUUUAUAUAGGAUGCCAUUAGUGAGCAACAACUUGUACCUGGAGCUUGGAAAACUAGAUUACAACAAUUGCCAGGCAGUACACCAGCAGGAAUGGAAAAGCAUCCAAAAAUGGAGCGAAGACUGCAAGCUCGGGGUGAGCAAAAGAAGCCUGUUGCUUGGGUUCUACUUGGCCAUGGCCAGCAUCUUUGAGCCGGAGAGGUCAAAAGAGAGGCUAGCCUGGGCCAAAACUGCCGCGCUCGCGGCGGCCAUCAGGGCAGAGUUUUGUUUGGACCACCACCACCACCACAAAAGGGCUUUCACUCGAGAAUUCACAAAUGCCACCUCCCGUGCAAGCAGCAGGCACACAACAAGAGAGCAAACCCUUGUCGGGGCGCUGAACGAAACCUUAAACCAGCUGUCUCGUGACGCGCUGUUGACUCACGGCAGAGAUGUCCGUCCCUACCUGCGCAGAGCGUGGGAGAAGUGGCUGCUUGCCUGGGAAAAGGACGACGGAGAAGGAGAAGCAGAACUCGUAGUGCGCACGUUGAACGCGUUCAACGGGCAGGGGACGUUGGAGGAAUUGUGGUUCUCGCAUCCCCGGUACCAACAAUUGAUGGAGAUCACCAAUAGAGUUUGCCACGGCCUCAGUCUCUAUCGCCACGCCCAGAGCUAUGAGAGGGAAGCAGAUGAAAGGCCACAAGAAAGGAUGACGAAAGCCGAGGUGGAACGCGAAAUGCAAAGCCUGGUGAAGAUUGUGCUGACAGAUGAUGAUGAUGAAGAAGAAGAAGAAGAAGAAGAAGAAGAUCUCAUCAGCCCAGAAGUGAAGCAAACAUUCCUCACUGUAACAAAAGCCUUUUACUAUGCUGCCUUCUGUAACCCAGGAACCAUUGAUUCCCACAUAGCCAAAGUGCUCUUUCAGAGAGUACUUUGAUUUGAUUCCCAUUUCCCACAACGCCCCCAGCUUUUGGACUGCAUGCAUGUUACAACUCACAAGAAAUAAUUUUGAGUUGAUUUG